This is a messenger RNA of Procambarus clarkii (red swamp crayfish), 1062 nucleotides long. The record is from RefSeq and is a predicted model, not a curated record. Lineage: Eukaryota; Metazoa; Arthropoda; Malacostraca; Decapoda; Cambaridae.
AUGUCAGCCACUAGUACUGUUCCUUCAGAUACAGCAUCCACACCUACAACCAUUCCUGCUACCAAUCAUCCAGUUUCAGCAGACAUACCAUCAUUGCCUGUUGCUGCUGAUGGUGACAUCUUACAAGAGGAAAUGCCCAAAUCUGUAACAGUAAAGGAGUUUGCAAUUCAAGAGACAGAUCCAGGGCUAUGGAAUAUUAAUGUUACCAACACAAUAGAUUACUGGAUUCAUGCAAUCAUGCAAUCAUCAAGCGUCUGUAACUUUGCCAAGCUGCAGACGCUUGGCAAAGCUCAUCAAUUAUUACUAGACACGAUGGCCAGUCGCACUCGUGAAAACAACCCAGCUUUGGAGGCCAAGAUAAAAUCUGCGAUGGAGGAUCAACAAACUGAUGUGUCAAGAACCCCAUCGCCAGACCCCAUCACCCCAACUGGUUCUCCAGACCCCAUCACCCCAACUGGUUCUCCAGACCCCAUCACCACAACUGGUUCUCCAGACCCCAUCACCACAACUGGUUCUCCAGACCCCAUCACCACAACUGGUUCUCCAGACCCCAUCGCCAGACAUCUGGUCCAGACCCCAUCUGGUUCUCCAGACCCCGUCGCCACAUCUGGUUCUCGUCCAGACCCCGUCGCCACAUCUGGUUCUCGUCCAGACCCCGUCGCCACAUCUGGUUCUCCAGACCCCAUCGCCACAUCUGGUUCUCCAGACCCCAUCGCCACAUCUGGUUCUCCAGACCCCAUCGCCACAUCUGGUUCUCCAGACCCCAUCGCCACAUCUGGUUCUCCAGACCCCAUCGCCAGAAUUUGGUUCUCCAGGCCCCAUCGCCAGAAUUUGGUUCUCCAGGCCCCAUCGCCAGAAUUUGGUUCUCCAGGCCCCAUCGCCAGAAUUUGGUUCUCCAGACCCCAUCGCCACCCCAUCCCCAUCGCCACAUUUGGUUCUCCAGACCCCAUCGCCACAUCUGGUUCCCCAGACCCCAUCGCCACAUCUGGUUCCCCAGACCCCAUCGCCACAUCUGGUUUCUCCAGUUCUCCAUCUGGUUCUCCGGACCCCAUCGCCACAUAG